AUGUCAUCGGAUGACCCGAAACAAGUCUCACUCGAGACGGAAUCCCUCCGCAAGGUCGCCUUCUUCGGCAUAGCCGUCUCCACCAUCGCCACGUUGACAGCGAUCGUUGCGGUGCCAAUGCUAUACAACUACAUGCAACACGUGCAGUCGUCCCUUCAGUCCGAGGUGGAAUUCUGCUCGCACAGGUCGAAUGGACUGUGGGAUGAGUACAAGAGGUUCGAGGGAGUCGCCGGUGUGGAGGGACGUAUCAAGCGUGACGCCUAUCACCGUCGCUUCCAAACCAAGCAACGCCGUCAAUCCUACGAUGACUCGGGUGUCUCCGGUGGAUUCUCCUCAGGAGGAGGUGGAGGCUCAUGCUGCUCUUGCGGAGUCGGUGCCGCCGGACCACCAGGAUCUCCAGGACAAGACGGAGCACCAGGAAACGACGGAAACCCAGGAGCGCCAGGAAACCCGGGACAAGACGCUCAGGAUAACCAAGUCGCUGAUGCCAGCCAGUUCUGCUUCGACUGCCCAGCAGGACCACCAGGACCAUCCGGAGCUCCAGGACAGAAGGGACCAUCUGGAGCACCAGGACAACCAGGACGCAGCGGAGGAGCAGCUCUUCCAGGACCACCAGGACCAGCUGGACCACCAGGACCUUCCGGACAACCAGGAUCCAAUGGAAACGCUGGAGCUCCAGGAGCACCAGGACAAGUUGUUGAUGUGCCAGGCACUCCAGGACCAGCUGGACCACCAGGACCAGCAGGACCAGCUGGAGCACCAGGACAACCUGGACAAGCCGGACACGCUCAACCAGGACAACCAGGGCCACAAGGAGAUGCUGGAGCACCGGGAGCUCCUGGACAACCAGGACAAGCGGGAGCACCAGGAAAUGAUGGAAGUGAGGGAGGACAAGGAGCUUGUGAUCACUGCCCACCACCAAGAACCGCACCUGGAUAUUAG
This is a messenger RNA of Caenorhabditis remanei, 942 nucleotides long. RefSeq lists its product as uncharacterized. The transcript has 2 exons. Lineage: Eukaryota; Metazoa; Nematoda; Chromadorea; Rhabditida; Rhabditidae. The record is from RefSeq and is a predicted model, not a curated record. Gene Ontology annotation, molecular function: structural constituent of cuticle. Bases 1 to 942 code for a protein of 313 amino acids.